CUGAUUUUUGCAUCAAAUGUCAGUACCUAUUUAUCGAAAAUAAUUUUUUAUUUGAUAUCUUUAACAAUUUAAUCUCCCAUGGCAACUUACUUAAAUGCAAACGAUUUUCGCAACUAGCCGGUUUUUAGAAAUUAUAGAACAAAAAUUUGUUAUAAAUUCUACAGAUUUCAUCAAAAGCUAAAUUUGUUACUUUGAUUCCUUAGGUGUUUUCAAUUUGAAAAUUUUUAGAAGAUGGCUAGAAUGAUGAUGGCCGAGAAAACUACACAGGAUUGGAAGCAGGUUUUUCCUGACUUUACUACAAUAGAAGGUUCUUGCCUGUUUAUCAAAAAACUAAUUGCAGUUUCUUUGUCUUCAAUAACUUAUGUCAGAGGAAUUUUUCCUGAAAAAGCUUAUGGCAAUAAAGAUUUGAGUGGAGUUAAGCUUAAAAUAUUAAAUGAAGAUUGCGGAUUGAAAUCUGUGCAAAAAUUCAUCAAUUUAGUACGAAAUUGUUAUGAUGCGGUUGAGAAAAAAUACUUGCAACAGUUAUGCAUUGGGAUUGUUCCAGAUCCGCAAAAUAGAGAGGAAAUUUUAGAGCUUUACACUUUAGUAUUUCGUUACAAGGAUGAUGAAAACUCUGUCACUUGUAAUGGAAAAAAUCAGAUGUCAUCAAAAACCAUUGAUCCUGUAAAGCAAGCUACAUUGCUAAUGCUGAAAAAUGCCGUCUCAUUAAGUGACAUGUUAGAACCUCUACCAAAGGACGCCUAUUUAACAGUGAAACUACUUUAUUAUGAUGAUGUUACACCUCCUGAUUAUGAGCCUGUAGGCUUUGGACCAUGCCAAAAUGAAAAAUUUGGCUUUGUUGGAGAAACGAUGAAGAUACAAGUUGGCAAAAUUGAUACAGAUGCUCAUGGCUUCAAAUUCUACUUAAAAACAGCUUUAGGUCAAAGCAUGUCGCAGAACUGUGAUCAAAAUUCUAUGCUGAAUACAUCUCAAUCAAGCCAUUUGAAUACAGCAGAAAAUGAAGAACCUGUUAAUGCUCCUAAAUUAAUGCAAUGUGGAAAAACAAGUACUGCUGAAAAAGAAUCUAUGCUUGAAUGUCCUUGUAAAUCCAAAACAGACAAUACGUCCAAUACUAUAACAUGUUUGAGCUGCGGACGAAAACAGCACACUGUUUGCUAUGCUAUUCUAAAUCUGGAAGAUCCCCCCAAUAUAUUUUACUGCGCUGACUGCAUGCUUGAUAAUACUAAUGAUGACUCCAGCUUAGACUUGGUGUAUACUCUUCCAAAAGAGGAAAGAGAGGAUUUUUGCAUAAUGAGAAGAGCAUUAGUAUUCUGCACUCUUUGUAAAGUAAUAACAUGUAGUAGCCUACAGAAGAAGAUUCAUUUCUCAAAACCAGUUGCUACUAAAACAAUCGAGCGCUUACUAUCAGAAGGAUUCAUUAAAAAAUCUGGCAGAAAUAAAUAUACAGUUGAUGAAUACAGCAUAAGAAAUUUUGGAUUCGAAAAAUACUUUCCUGAUAAGGACAAAGAAAAUGUUGACACUGAAGUUUUGCACAAUGAUUACUCUCAGACUGAAUUUGAUGAUGUUGUUAAUGACUGCGGAAAUGGAAGUGACGAAAUAACGUCAAUCUAUGACACUGAAGAGUACAGUCAGACAGACGUUAUCGAAAAUUCCAUUAAUCAGGUGCAAGCUAUGAAUCUUGGUAAUGAUUUCGUAAGUGAAAAGCCUAUUCGCCUUUCCCAAGAGCGUAAACCUUUUUCGGAGCAGGCUAUGAGUAUGGCCAAUGAUUUAAAUGAGGAAAAAUUUCAUCGCUUCUCCCAAGAGCACAAAACUUCCUUGGUUAGAUCUUCUGUCGCAAAUCGAUCAUCUCAGAAAAGAAAGCUCUCCACUUCUGAAUCACUUUUGACUCCUGAUAAAUCAGAAGAACUUUUUCAAUCAUCCGCUUCGUACAGAGUUAAAAGAGUAAGAAAAGCAAAACGCUUCAUAGAGUGAAAGUCAUAGGCUGAAAAUUUGUCAACGUUUAUAAAAUUUGUUAUUUUCUCCGAGCUACAAUAUCUGUCUCUUAGUUUGUUGCAAAAAAGAUUCAUUUAUUUGCAUUUAAUUUAUUGUAUUCAUCAGCACAUUUAAUAAAAGUUAAGUAGUAC
Molecule: messenger RNA, 2123 nt
Organism: Parasteatoda tepidariorum (common house spider)
Lineage: Eukaryota; Metazoa; Arthropoda; Arachnida; Araneae; Theridiidae
Source: RefSeq, a predicted model, not a curated record